Molecule: messenger RNA, 876 nt
Organism: Hydra vulgaris (swiftwater hydra)
Lineage: Eukaryota; Metazoa; Cnidaria; Hydrozoa; Anthoathecata; Hydridae
Source: RefSeq, a predicted model, not a curated record
AUGCUGAAUAACAGUUUGUGUCAAGUAAAUGCAGAAUGGAAAACAUCAAUUAUUGAUAUAGUUUUUUCAUCUCUUGGAAUUUUUAUUUGUGGCAUCGGCUUAUAUAUUUUAAUUAAAGUAAAGAAAACAAAAAUUGACAAAACACAAUGGUAUAUAAUUACGAAUCUUUGUAUACUUGAUGUUUUAUCAUGCAUAACUCUUACAGUUAAUUCAUCUUUAUACGUUUCAAAUGAAAACUACGUCGAGAUUAUUUCGCAAGCAUUUGCAGAUAUCUUUAUGCUUGGUUACUACGGAGCGACAUUAUGGUUGGUAUUUGACCGAUACUUGCACAUUGUACUAAAUAUAAAGUACGUCAUUUAUUGGUCAAAAAGAAAAACAAUAACGUUUACGCUCGUAUUAUGGAUUUUUUGUAUACUUCUGGGAAGUUUAUUACAAAUUUAUUGUGAAAAAGCUACAUACAUUUUGUUGAUAAUUUUUGACACCAUCAUAGUUUUAUUUUCAAUAUUUGUUUACGCGACUGCUUUAAAAAUAUAUUAUGACAAUAAACAAAUUAGAGGUCCGCGUAAACAACCGAGAAAUGUUUUAAAAGGAAUGUUAGUUGCAUCUUUAAUAUUAUCUUCAUAUUUAAUACUUAUGGUAAUCCCUGAUAUUAUAAUUAUAACUACAUUUGAUAGCAUUAAUUAUUGGAGUGUUUCCAAGUUUUCAUAUUUAAACAUAUGCUAUAUUGUGGCUAUGUGGGUUGACGCAUUAGUAUACGUCGUUGUUUGUCCUCAAUCUCUUAUUUUUCUAAGAAAUAGACAUUUGAGUUUUCAAAGGAGCAACAAUAAAGAUAAAGAAAAUCCAAAAAAUAUUUCUGUGAUUACAUCUUCUAUAUAA